Messenger RNA from Trichomycterus rosablanca, 498 nucleotides. RefSeq names its product protein phosphatase 1 regulatory subunit 37. Lineage: Eukaryota; Metazoa; Chordata; Actinopteri; Siluriformes; Trichomycteridae. The record is from RefSeq and is a predicted model, not a curated record. Gene Ontology annotation, cellular component: plasma membrane; lamellipodium. Gene Ontology annotation, biological process: cell migration; regulation of Arp2/3 complex-mediated actin nucleation. Bases 1 to 498 code for a protein of 165 amino acids. The transcript is spliced from 4 exons.
AUGGGUCACAUAGAGGAAGAGGUAUCAUGGCCGCUUGGCAAAAAGGGCAAGCGUGUUUCCUUUCCUCCGGAUGAACUGAUGGUGUCAGGCUUUGCAGAGAGCAAGGAUGCACUCCAGGAUGGCGUUGACUUAGAUCAUCACUCCUGUGAGUCUCUGGAGGAGAUUCUGAAAUGCAUCAAGUUUAAUCUGAUCAACCUGCAAGAGGCAAAACUGGAGGAAAAUGGAGCAGCAUCACUUCUCGAUAUGAUUUUAUAUUACGAAUCAGCCACACAACUCGAUCUUUCCUCCAGCACCAGUAUGGGAAUUUCAGGCUGGCAGGCCCUCUCACGUUUACUUAAACAGAGCGAGUGUUUGUGGAGGUUGGAUUUGUGUAACGUCCCCAUGCUGGAGUAUCCUGCUCAGGCCCUGUCGAAAGCUCUUCUUACCAGCAGACUGACAGUCCUGCACCUCGAAAACACCUGCCUGAGUGGAAAGCCCCUCUUUACACUGGGUAUGUGA